Messenger RNA from Mesitornis unicolor (brown roatelo), 453 nucleotides. RefSeq names its product complement factor H-related protein 2-like. NCBI's taxonomy places the organism in Eukaryota, Metazoa, Chordata, Aves, Mesitornithiformes, Mesitornithidae. The transcript is spliced from 3 exons. The record is from RefSeq and is a predicted model, not a curated record. The annotation marks the transcript as partial.
UGUGGCCCAGCUCCAGUUAUUGAGAAUGGAGACAUUCUUUCCUUCCCCAUGCAAGAAUAUCCACUAGGAACAACUCUGGAAUACAAAUGCCCAAGUCUCUACAUCCUAGAAGGAUCUCAGUAUAUCACGUGUACUGAUGGGCAGUGGACGACCCCCCCUGUUUGCCUAGUGGCCUGCACAGCAUCUGAAGAAGACAUGGGCAGAAACAAUAUUGAGCUGAAAUGGAUCUUAAGAAGAAAGCUGUAUUCCAGAUCGGGUGACUUUAUUGAAUUUCAGUGUAAAAGAGGCUAUGUGGAGGACCCAGCAUCUUCCCCCUUCAGAGCACAGUGUGUGGAGGGGAGGUUAGAGUAUCCACAGUGCAAGCCAGGAAAUGGUGGCACCGACAAGUUUCACGCCCUGAACGUUUUAGGGCAAAGUGUCUGGAUGGAGAGAUUAAUUAUCCUUCAUGUGAAA